UGUUCUCUACAUGUGACAUCGGCGAGUACCUAUGUGCUGACGGUGUGACCUGCAUAAAAGCUUGGAAAAGGUGUGACGGAAACAGAGACUGCCGAGGCGGCGAUGAUGAGGAUGCAAACAAGUGUGCUUGUCAAGAUAUCCCAGCGUCUUUGAGGAUGUGCAGGGACCUUGAGUACAACAAAAUGACACUCCCAAACCCUCUCAACUCCGCCCACACAACGGUAGAUGACAUCAUGAACUCAAAAUUGUUCGAUGCCUACAGGAAUCUUGCGAAUACGCAAUGUCACCCCAGUAUUAGAGAAUUCGUGUGUGCAACAAUUCUGCCACGCUGCAUUUCAAGUCCGACUCCCAGGCAACAGCUGCCCUGUCGGUCUUGGUGCUAUGAGGUGGAAAACUCGUGUGACGCGGAGGAAUCCUGGUCAGAUUCUUUCGCGUACAAUUUCUGCGAUAUUUUCCACUAUAACAACUGCAACAAUGUCAGGCCUUCAACGACUGCGGGUGGUGUGGAAUGCUUCGAUGGAAACGGUGUAAAUUACAUAGGGAAUGAGUACAGAGAUCCGAGAGGGGAGGGCGACUGCACACGCUGGGACGUGGACUCCAACCCCGAAUGGUACCCAUGGGCGAAUCUAGUCGAUAACAAAUGUCGAAACCCCACCUUUGAUAAAAGACCAUGGUGCUAUACAUCCGGUGGAUUUGAGUACUGUGACAUCCUUCCCUGCGACACUUCGAUUAAAGGGUGCAAAGAUCCGGGCAAACCCUUGUUUGGACAGAGGUACCCCGUCCUGAAGUUCUACUGGCCUAAUGAUAGAAUCACGUACACCUGUGACACGGGAUUCAAGUUCCCGAAGGGGAGUCCCCCCAAUACAGCACGGUGUGUUCAAGUCAACGAAUCAACGGGAGAAGUCAACUGGGCAACAAAGAAACCUAAAUGUGAAGUCGACCACAAAUACAAGCUCCAAAAGGAUCUUCUUAGCGAGACUGUCUACAACGUGGAGGUUGCUCCAACAACUAGUCUGUAUAUUAAAGCAUAUGUCGUUAACAUCAUCAACUUGGAUGAAAAAGCUGAACAAAUAGUAACAUCCUACAAGGCUGAAUGGACCUGGAAAGACGAUCGAUUGACAUGGGAUCCUGAGAGGUACGGUGAUUUUGACCACGUCUUCGUCAGUGAUGAACUGGUGUGGCAACCAACAUUGACACUGGAGAGAAAUGCUGACACAAGGUACAGCGGAGAUUUCCCUAACACAGAGGUAAGAAUAGAUAACGACGGUACGGUGACCUGGCCUAUAGCAGCAUUGGCCACCACUACCUGUACCCUGGACCCUUUCCUCUUCCCGCAGGACAACAUGACAUGCGCAAUUUGCUGGACUGUUGGAGAAGACUACACAAUUGGAUGUGCAAAUCAAACUACUCACCAUGACACCAAGGUCAAAAACAAGAACUUCCUGACCUGCCUAAAUCCCGAUGCCGACAUUGUCACGGGGGAGUGGACUGGAAAAACAACAGCUUCAUCUUCAAACAACGAGGCCUGCCUGACGAUAACACUCAAGCGAGAUCCCACCUAUCACUACUCCACAACCAUCUCUCCCUGUCUCAUCCUGAUCGUCCUCAUGAUCAUCACAUUCAUCAUGCCCAUUGAUAAAGGCGACAGGAUUGGAUUCGGCGUCACCGUGCUGCUGUCCAUGGUGGUGUCGCUAGUCGUCGUUACUGGCUUCCUACCUGUGUCAAGUACCCUCCCAUUUAUCGCUAUGCUUAUCAUUGUGUGCAUGGGUCUGAUGGCACUCUUCAUGCUGUGGACUGUCUUUAUCCUCAUCAUACACGACAAGAAGGGACCCCUUCCGAAAUGGGCCCGGACAUUCUUCCUGAAGCAUAUGGCAAGGGCCCUGUUGUUGGGUGACUUGACCAAGAAGCUGAAAAAUGAAGAGCCAACAGGUGACGCUGUUAAGAACAAAGUUAAUGACAUCGAGGGACACUCCAACCACGCCUUCAAGAUGGACAAUGGCCCAACUGCCGGACAAGUCAACCCACCUCCCAACGUGAAGAACGAGGUCGGAGCUACCCUUAUUGGGUUAAAGGGAAGCGUAGAUAAGUUAGAUGCUACUGUUAGUCAACUGUCUAGUAGCAUCGAUGCUCUGGCAAAGUCAAGUGUCGGUGAUGACGAUGAAGAAAAUUCAGAGUACGCUUUGUUGGCUCAUGUCCUUGACCGUUUGGGCUUGGUUUUCUACAUUGUUGCUGUCGCCGUGGCAAUUCCAUGCACUCUCUUCAUUGGUCGCAAACGUGUUAUUCCUGCCUAA
Molecule: messenger RNA, 2291 nt
Organism: Branchiostoma belcheri (Belcher's lancelet)
Lineage: Eukaryota; Metazoa; Chordata; Leptocardii; Amphioxiformes; Branchiostomatidae
Product: neuronal acetylcholine receptor subunit alpha-9-like
Exons: 12
Coding region: 156-2291 (711 amino acids)
Biological process (GO): monoatomic ion transport
Cellular component (GO): membrane
Molecular function (GO): extracellular ligand-gated monoatomic ion channel activity; protein binding
Source: RefSeq, a predicted model, not a curated record